UUAAGUCCUGUAAUUUAUAAUAAGGUGCCUAAAUUAUUUUAUAGAUAAAUUGUAUUAUUUUAAAACUGUUUAUAAUUUGUAUUAUAGAAUCCUGAUCAGUCUAUCUCACCAGUGUCAGUAAGGGUUUCAUCAGAUGAUGAGCAGCAAAACAAUGACUUAGACAUUAUGUCUGGAAAUGCUCCUUACUUAAAGAAUCCUGAUCAGUCUAUCUCACCAGUGUCAGUAAGGAUUUCAUCAGAUGAUGUACAGCAGAAAAAUGACUCUGACAUUAUGUCUGAAAUUGCUCUUAAUUUAAAGAAUCCUGAUCAGUCUAUCUCACCAGUGUCAGUAAAGGUUUCAUCAGAUGAUGAGCAGCAAAACAAUGACUUAGACAUUAUGUCUGGAAAUGCUCCUUACUUAAAGAAUCCUGAUCAGUCUAUCUCACCAGUGUCAGUAAGGAUUUCAUCAGAUGAUGUACAGCAGAAAAAUGACUCUGACAUUAUGUCUGAAAUUGCUCUUAAUUUAAAGAAUCCUGAACAGUCUAUCUCAUCAGUGUCAUUAACGGAUUCAUCAGAUGUUGUACAGCCGAAAACUGACUUAGACAUUGUGUUCGGAAAUACUUCAGACAUGAAGUUUGAAAAUGCAGAGAGUAAAGUUGAAAACAUUUGUGAAAAAGUAGAAAACAAUCAAUGCAUCAUGGGAGUUGGUGAACAAGAUAUAUCACUAGUACCUACUACAGACCAUACAUGGUUAGAUUGUGUUGGACAAUUUUCUGCGUUACUUUGUAUGUUAAGUGAAUGCAAUAAUCUCCUCACAAAAGUUACUAAUGUUUCUAUUCCUAAUCCUAUAUCUUUUUUAACUGAAAGUAUCAGUAUGAUUUCUUCCGUCAAGGAAAAGUCAAAUGAAUUUUUAAAUAUGGCUACAUCUGUUCUGACAUCAGAAUUAUCUUUAGGUAACAAUAAUGGAAAUAAUAAUAUAAUUGAUAAACUCUUGGACCACGACCCUGGAAAAAGAGAAAAAGUUCAGUCGUCCUCUCAACGAAAUUAUUUAUUAAGCUUAGGGCCAUUUCAACCAAAAUUACCAAGAUAUCCUAUAAACGUAGAUAUUCCUCAAGGAAGACAACGACAGUUCAAUUCAAAUUGGUUUACAGAAUAUCCAUAUUUAGAGUACAGUGUACAUAAUGAUUCAAUUUACUGUUUUAUAUGUGGAUUAUUUCCUACUGGCCCGAAUCGUUCAUGUGGUGAAACAUCAUGGACAAAAGAAGGAGUUAGGACAUGGCACAAGAUGAAAUCUAAAGGUAAAAACAGAAAAGGAAAAUUAGAAUUACAUUUUACAUCAAAAUCUCACCAAUUUGCAUUGAACGAUUACAGUAAUUUUAUUUUACAUUCUAAUCAUAUUGAUGGACUUCUUAAUAAGGAACAUAGAAAAAAAGCCAUAAACUUUAUUCAGCAGAAAGAAUUUCAUAAAGAUGUAAUUAAAAUUUUGUUUGAUGUAUCUCGUACUUUAGCACGUCAAGGAUUACCUUUCAGAGGAGACAGAGAUGAGAAAAAUGGGAACUUUAAUCAACUUGUUUUACUUUUAUCACGUCACUGUCCAGUUAUGAAGACUUGGAUAGAAGAAGCCAAAUUUCGACCUUAUCACGUUAAUUAUAUGAGUCAUAACUCUCAAAAUGAGUUCAUCUCUUUACUUGCUUUGGAAACAAAAAAACAAAUAGUUAAUGAAGUAAAUGCGGCAAAAAUGUAUUCAGUUAUGGCAGAUACUACCCCAGAUUUGUCUAAUCGUGACCAGAUGUCAGUUUGUGUCCGUUAUGUAGAUUCAUCAGGAAAAGUAUUAGAGCGAUUACUUGAAUUAUUGGAAGUAACUGAUAAAACUGGAAAAGGUACAGCUCAAAAUAUCUGUGAGGUGUUGACUAAAAACUGUCUUGAUUUGGAACGUAUUGCAUUUCAAUCAUACGAUUAUGCGAGCAGUAUGUCCGGAAAAUUUCAAGGAGCUCAAGCCAUGUUAUCUGAACUAGUUGGUUAUCAUAUACCAUACAUCCCUUGUCAGGCCCAUAGAUUAAAUACAUUUGUAGAACAUAGUUGUGAAGCAAGUAUUAUAGUUUGUGACCUAUUUUUCACCUUAGAAAGUUUAUAUGUAUUUUUCUCUUCAAGUACUAAACGAAGUAUAACUUUAGAUAAAGCUCUAUCAAACAUUGAAGGAUCUUUGAAGCUUCGAAAUUUGUCUAAGACCAGAUGGACUGCCAGGGCAGAAUCUCUACGGGCGGUUUGGCUGUCUUUUGAAGAAAUUGUUUCAGUUUUACAUGAAAUAUCUACAAAAUCAACUAUUGAUAAAAAAACUAGAAUACAAGCAUUAGGACUUGAGAAGAAAUGUUUAUCAAUUGAUUUUAUCAUUUGUAUGUACUUUAUGAACCAUAUAAUGUACCAAAUGAAAAUAUUGACUGAAACAUUGGAAACCAAAGAUCUUAAUAUAGUAGACGCACUGAUAUUAAUUGAUAGUUCAAUUAAAUCACUUACAGAAACUAGAAACAAUAGUACACUGAUUAAUGAACUUAUAGCCAGUGCUAAAUCAUUUUGUCUAAAACUAGAUAUUGAUUUUGAUGGGGAUUUUAAUCAACAUCAUAGAAAAGAUUAA
Messenger RNA from Acyrthosiphon pisum (pea aphid), 2610 nucleotides. RefSeq names its product zinc finger MYM-type protein 1-like. NCBI's taxonomy places the organism in Eukaryota, Metazoa, Arthropoda, Insecta, Hemiptera, Aphididae. The transcript has 6 exons. The record is from RefSeq and is a predicted model, not a curated record. Bases 166 to 2610 code for a protein of 814 amino acids.